Syngnathus typhle (broad-nosed pipefish) is the source of this 3027-nucleotide messenger RNA. RefSeq names its product elongin A (gene eloa). Gene Ontology annotation, biological process: transcription elongation by RNA polymerase II. The transcript is spliced from 11 exons. Bases 43 to 2013 code for a protein of 656 amino acids. Gene Ontology annotation, molecular function: protein binding. Lineage: Eukaryota; Metazoa; Chordata; Actinopteri; Syngnathiformes; Syngnathidae. The record is from RefSeq and is a predicted model, not a curated record. Gene Ontology annotation, cellular component: nucleus; elongin complex.
AGGUGAAGCCACUUCCGGGGCCAGCAUUUGCCAGCAGUAAACAUGGCGGAGGAGCUGGUGGAAACAGUGGACAGACUUCAGUCCCGGCUCAUGGAGAGCCCGGAGCCGCGCAAGCUUCUCAAGACGCUCAAAAGACUCGGCGAGCUGCCCAUGACCGUCGACAUUCUGGUGGCAACUGGAGUGGGAAAGAUUGUGAACUCCUUCCGCAAACAUGAAGUAGCCGCCGAGAUGGCGAAAAACCUGGUGGCCAAGUGGAAGAAACUCGUCCCGCAGUCGGCCGACAGUCGAAGCAGCACCAGUCAGGUGAAAGAGGCAGCACGGUCACAUUCUCGAAGUGCCGAUGUGGCCGUUAGUAGACGGCGGCGUGACCCCUCCCCCGAUGAAGAGGAGGAUACCUACGCCGAAGAAGAAGAGGAGCGAGGCUAUCGCACCAACUACUCACCUUCACCGCCCCGGCGCCUGCAGUACAGCCCCCCGCAGCCUGAGAGCGACCAGUCCGACAAGUACGACAGCCCCGGGCCGGAACCCGAGCCCAGCCCCUCUCCUCCGCCCCCUCCCCGUAUGCCGCCGCUUCCUCGCAAACAUGGCAAGCCCAGCAAAGCUGACAAGAACCACCACCACCACGGCGACCACUCGAACCGCGUCAAGGACAGUGAGACGCGGCAGAGGCACAUGCCCACGAGCUGCGGCGAUGGAAAGAAGCGCAACGCCGACCGGGAACGCAGUCCGCCCGCAAAUUCAGCCAAGCAUGGCAGGAAGUCAGACGGCGGCAAGCGGGAGGACGCCAGGAAGGGAGCAGAAGCACAGGCGGACUCGCCGGGCAGCAAGGAGGGCAACGAUGACUUUGAGACGCCCACCAAGUCCUUUGAGUCCUUCCUUACCUACGACGCGCCGACGUCUUCUGCAAAAAAGAAGAAGAAGAAGAGCACACCGGCAUCUUCAUCCUCGCACGCUCGCGCCGCCACGAUUACGACAAAGCCGACGUCUUCCAGGCGCGACGCUCAACCUCCCGCCUCCUCGUCCUUGCCUUCGUCCUCCAAAAAGAUCAAAGCAAACGGCGUGCAGAGCACAAAGAGGUCUCACUCGGGCGCCUCUUCCACUGUGCCGGAAAAACGAAAAAGGGUGGUAGAGGCCGUCCUGUCACUUCCCGAAAUCCCCCUGCCGGACAUCCAGCCCGAUUACAGACCUCUGCCUUCCUUCGACAUCACGCCGUUGUCCCCUCAGAGGCGGAAAGGACCCGUAUUCAACGACGAGGAGGACGCCGGCUUCACGGGCAAGCGCUUCAAUUCCAAGAUGGUGGUCUACUCGGGAUCCAAGACCGCCUACCUCCCGCGGAUGAUGACGCUCUACGAGCAGUGCAUCCGCGUGCUCCAGAACAACAUUGACUCCAUCGAUGAGGUGGGAGGCGUCCCCUUUGAGAUCCUGGGGCCGGUCUUGGAGCGCUGCACUCCGGAGCAGCUGUACCGCAUCGAGCAGAGCAAUCAGUGGUUCAUAGAGGACUCGAACGAACUGUGGAUGCGUCACUGUCAGCGCGACUUCAAGCGAGAGACGCCCCAGGAGUACGAGUCCUGGCGGGAGAUGUACUUACGGCUGCACGACGAGCGGGAGGCGCGCCUGCGCCGGCUCACACAGAAUAUUAGCAUGGCGCACGCCAACAAGCCCAAAGAGCGGCAAGUCAAGAUGGCGUACGUCAACUCCGUGGCCAAGCCGCCUCGGGAUGUCCGCCGCCGGCAAGAAAGGUUUGGGACCAGCAACGGUUCUUCAGCGGACUCUGUCAACGCCGCCACGCCUAUCAAAAUAAGACCAGCCACCGACUACUCCGGCAGGUCCAGUCCGCCGUCGUCGUCCUCGUCACUCCUCAACACUUCACCCGGAUCGUCGCAAUCCCCAGCAUUGAGCGCCGGAGCCUUACGAGAACGACAGGCCCUCCGGGAAAAGCCCCAAGUGAAAAAAAUCGCCCCCAUGAUGGCCAAAACUAUCAAAGCUUUCAAGAACAGAUUCUCCCGCCGAUAAAUGUUCCGAAUCGAAAGCUUUUUAUCCAAGGCGUUGUCUUGCGGCUAAACAUGAACUUUCGCAGGAUCAAAACGGGAGGGAAAGGGGUAGAACUUUUUUUUUUUUGACUUGGGCUUUUGUGUUGUUGUUGUUGAAUCGCUAUUUAAAUAACAGCUGUUUCAGUGUGGAAACAAAACGCUCAUUUUAGGACAACAUGGCACAAAUUUACACCAGACAUAACAUCAUUUACUCGUUUGUGGAAAGAAGAAAUAUCCGCCCGCAAAUUUGUGGCCACCAAUUUGGUAUAACCUGUGCACAAAUGAGUUACUAAUGUUUGCAUUCCUGGACGUUUGGGUAAGUUAUGACAACGCAGCCCCCGUGAGGAAUUAUACAAAGUGCGCUCGAUUUGCUCACCCAGACGUCCAAGCUGUUCAUAGGAUCAACCCACAAAUGAGUGUUACAUACAAAUGUUAUUUUGUGCCCAUUUCAUGCAAAUGUUAUUUUGAGUAUUAUCUCCCUUGCCAGGUCUGAGGCUCUUAUACACCAACAUUGUUUUAAAAAAGAAAAAAAAAAAGUAAUAAGGAAUUGCUCAUUUGUUUUAUGUAUUUAUAUCCGCUUUGAAUGAAAACGUGAUGACUGUCUUUUAAAUUGAGUGCAUGACGCAAAGCAUUCACUGACUGCGCUGAAGUCACACAAUACAGUGUUUUGACUUUUUAUGAGAGGGGGGGCUCAAAAGGAUCAACUCACUGCUCUUUUUAAAGUCUUCUUUCCUGCUGUCCACUGUUUGUGCGUGUCCCCCGUGUGUAAAUAUCCACUUUAUCUGCUUCACUGUGACAAACCAGAAGAUGAGGAAAACAACCCACAAUUAGUUUAUUUUCAGAGAUGUAUUUAUGACACUAUUAAUGACGUAGAUCAAAUGCCCCUUGCUUGUCUUUGGCGCACAAAAAGGAAGUAGAUGGAAAACCUGUAAUUUUACUAGAUUUUAAUAAAUGUUCUAUGGUCAUUUUUUUAUUAAAUUGGAAUUUUUUGCCCAAA